AUCCGAUGCUGACAGGCAGCAUGUAUGGUAAGACCUAGACCUAGAAGUGUUCACAAUCAUGUCACCAUGUUCUAGAUCUGGGUUUGUCCCAGUACCUGCAACUGUCGGUAAACAAAUUUAACGAAUUAUAGAGAAAGGCCUGCAACUUGACCAGCAUCAUCCACUGUUACUGGUAAUGGAUAUAAUAUAAUAUACAUAUGUACCCAAUCUAGAUCCUAGGUGGCUUCAUUUUGGGGAGAACCCGCAGCGUGGGGCUCGCGGAGUAGAUCUCGGCCGACGCCCAUCCCCGCCGACGCCCAUCAAUGGCCAUGGUCGGCCCUCGUGCCUUGCCCUGCCUAACGGCGCUCCUCCUGGCCGGCUGUGCCUUUAGCCUGCUGUCGCCCGCCCGGACCGUGCGCGCCACCGUGACCUCGGCCGGACCACGCGGGGGCGCGGCACCUGCGGGGGUGACUGGGAGUGGCUCCAGCAGCGCCAGUUUGGCCAGCGCGGCCGUGUUGCUGUGCGGAGCCGCCAGCCUGGCCAGACGGAGGGACCAGGUGGUAUGCCGCGCCGGUAAGCAAUAUUGGGAAGGCGAGUGGAUCUGCGCCGAUUGCGGAUAUAUUUACAAUGAGCGUGCCUUCGGCAUGAAGUUCGAGGACCUGGGUCAGGGCUUCAAGUGCCCUCAGUGCGCCGCGCCGCGCCGGCGUUUCGCGCGGAAGCUGGGCGACAAGAUCGGCACGACGCUGGAUGGCGGCGAUACACCCAUCCUGAUUUUCACCGCCGUUUGCUUGCUGAUCGUCUUGGCCAUCGCCUAUUAUAGCCUCCAGUAGCAUGCGGUUAGUCACCUGACGCCCCGACCGGGAGAACGAUGUCCAAGCAG
Messenger RNA from Durusdinium trenchii, 859 nucleotides. The record is from the annotation of a GenBank genome assembly. Lineage: Eukaryota; Dinophyceae; Suessiales; Symbiodiniaceae.